Molecule: messenger RNA, 2810 nt
Organism: Mya arenaria
Lineage: Eukaryota; Metazoa; Mollusca; Bivalvia; Myida; Myidae
Product: monocarboxylate transporter 13-like
Exons: 6
Coding region: 407-1888 (493 amino acids)
Biological process (GO): transmembrane transport; monocarboxylic acid transport
Molecular function (GO): monocarboxylic acid transmembrane transporter activity
Source: RefSeq, a predicted model, not a curated record
UGCUGUUAAAUCAAAUUAAUAUAUCUGAAUAUGAACUCUCAAUAACUAGUGUCAUACAUGUUUACUCUCGCUACUCAUGUUGAUCAAUGUAAGUUCAGCUGUGUGGGUUCUUUUGUCAACACAAUUGAAAGGAAUAUGCAAAUACGAAUUGGGUUACGUCUGGUGCAUGUGAUUAAUAUCCGUGAUAAAUACAUACAUAUAAGUAUCUCAAUUAAUACAGGGAAAAUAGAUAUAAAUAGUAGUAUCGCUUGAGUUUACCAGUGAAGGACAGACAUGGAUUUAAAAUGAUAAGGGUAUAUUGAAAUAUACACCUGUGAUGAACACCAAGACAAGUACAUUUAGAAGAACGGGUUGACGUCAUAGCGUGCGAAAUCGUGACUGUAAAUAGUGACGUAAAAAGUUCGUCAUGCGUCCGUCUGAUGACGUAGACAGGGGAUGGGCAUGGGUGGUUGCGGCUUGCUCGUUCGCUCUUCACGUGAUGACGUAUGGACUCGCUUGGAGCACAGGUGUAUACCAAGUGAUAUUCCUGGAAGCGUUUGUUCAACCGAAGUCAGUCACGGCCUGGGCAGGCUCGCUCCCAACUGCUGUCAUGUAUGCUAUAGGUCCCAUUGCGAGUAUGCUGUCCAUCAAGUACGGGUUCCGUCCAGUCAUUAUUGGUGGUGGCCUGCUAACUAGUGCCGGCUUGUGUCUCAGCUACUUUGCUACAUCGCUUUACUAUCUCUUUUUUACAUUCGGUUUGCUUACUGGAGCAGGUCUUGGUAUUGUCUACAUUCCGUCUAUCUCAGCCAUAUCAUACUACUUCGACGAAAAGGUCACUCUUGCAUCCGGUAUCGCAGCUUCCGGCGUUGGCGUUGGUAACAUCGUGUAUCCUGCUCUUAUCCGCUGGCUUGUGAAUAAGUAUGACUGGAAACAGAGCUUUCUUAUACUUGGCGCUCUUUCACUGCAUAUAUGUGUAUUCGGUGCCUUGAUAAAACCCGUAAAACGAUUAGAGAUUACUGAAAAACAGCCAAUUUUGGAUAUAACUCCAUUUAAAAAGAAAGGGUACGUGUUGCUGUGUGUAAAUGUGUUCUUAUAUUGUUGCGGGAUAUCGGCUCUGUACGUACAUUUAGUUGCGCAUGCGGAAACGAUCGGGUUUGACGCGGACCAUAGCGCCGCUCUCAUAUCAGGACUUGGAUUAGCGAACCUAAUAGGACGCUUUGCGUAUGGCGCUAUUGCUCAACACCCAAGAUGCAAUGCUUUUGUUCUCUAUGGCGGAUCGUUUAUUUUGUCUGGGAUAUUCAUAUGUCUUAUACCUGCAACGACCAAUUACUGGGUAAUUUUGAUAUUUGCACUGUGUUUUGGGCUGCUCUCUGGGUGUUUUGGAACACUUUUAGUCCCCAUACUUAUCAGCCUUUUAGGCCUUCACAGAUUUGCCAAUGGAUACGGAUGCCUUUUAAUCUUCAUGGCGGCAGGUCAACUAAUCGGAGCUUUUUUAGCAGGUGCAAUGUACGAUUUCACUGGAACCUACACGUUCGCCUUUGUAGUAGGAGGUGCAUUGGCCAUUGUCAGUGGUUUCGUCAUGAUUCAACCAUAUUGUUACGUAAAGCAUCAAAACAAACAUGACGUCAUCGGUGAAAUUGAGGUGGAAGAAAAGAACGCUCUUGCAGACUCAGUUGAUUUCAACCCGCUGUCUUUCAGAUCACACAGGGAUAUUAUUAACAUGACAGUGUCGCUUGAAAGUCUUUCAGCUGUGAAAAGAAUAUUGGACAUACAGAGGUCAAGGUUAUCUUUAAAUGUGCCGAAAAACAACGUGGACAUGAAUGGUGUAGCAAAGUUAAGAAACCGCGGCAAGCCGGUAAAUAAGGCUGUGCAGGCUCUUAAAGUGUUCGGCUCAACCGACACCGUAUAACUGGUUCGCUCAAACAGGUUAGGCUCAACCGACACUGUAUAGCCGGUUCGCACAAACAGGUUAGGCUCAACUGACACUGUAUUGCUGGUUCGAUCAAACAGGUCAGCCUCAACCGACACUGUAUAGCCGGUUCGCACAAACAGGUUAGGCUCAACUGACACUGUAUUUCUGGUUCGGUCAAACAGGUCAGCCUCAACCGACACUGUAUUGCUGGUUCGCUCAAACAGGGUUGGCUUAACCGAUAUUGUAUAACUGGGUCGCUCAAACAGGUUUGGCUCAACCGACACUGUAUAGCCGGUUCGCUCAAACAUGUUCGGCUUAACCGAUAUUGUAUAACUGGGUCGCUAAAACAGGUUAGGCUCAACCGACACUGUAUAGCCGGUUCGCUCAAACAUGUUUGGCUUAACCGAUAUUGUAUAACUGGGUCGCUAAAACAGGUUAGGCUCAACCGACACUGUAUAGCCGGUUUGCUCAAAUAUGUUUGGCUUAACCGACGUUGUUGAGCUGAUUCGCUCAAACAGGCUUGGUUCAACCGACGCGUCAUAGCUGAUCUGCUCAAUUUGCUUAAAUAGAUUGUCAGGGAAUGUUCGAUAAAGUGUUACAUGUGUCUUAAACUUACAUGUUUAUUAUUAAAGGUUUUAUUUUUGUACUACAUGAAUUUGUUUUUAACCUUUAGGUUACCAAUUUUCAAAAUGGAUCUGCAAUAUAGCUUACAAACGUUUAGCUCAAUUUUCAUAUAUUUUAUAAUGUGAUAUAUUGGAUUGUAUAAGUGAUUUAUAACAUUGAAAUAUGCUACGUUGACCAGUGUUACAUUUACGUAGAGUUGAUUGCAUUAUGUACCCUUGAUAUUUGUUUGCUUUUACUUAUUUAAUAUUGCAUUGUUAAACAGUGAUUUAAAUAUAUAUUUAUAAAUGCGUUCCAC